Molecule: messenger RNA, 2768 nt
Organism: Etheostoma cragini (Arkansas darter)
Lineage: Eukaryota; Metazoa; Chordata; Actinopteri; Perciformes; Percidae
Gene: arl9
Product: ADP-ribosylation factor-like 9
Exons: 4
Coding region: 187-975 (262 amino acids)
Molecular function (GO): GTPase activity; GTP binding
Source: RefSeq, a predicted model, not a curated record
ACUUCAUUCCGGAAACAUCGUUUUGAAGAGUUCCUCCUCCGCUUCCUGUCUGCUAAUCCACUUGUUGAGUUGAGGAGGAGGACAACAAGGUGGACGCAAAGUGAAAAAAACGUAAAGUACAACAAUGGCCUAAAAGGACGGGUAAACUGCAACAGGUCGGAAAGCAAAACCCGGCGGUUGAGCACCAUGCUCGGUUUGAAGGAAGCCGGUGUCCUCGGCACCUCCGUCGUUAUCGCGGGGGGAGUCGCUUAUCUUAUAUGGAACUACGCGUCCUCCUCCGGGAAGAAGAAGCCUGAAAGUCGGCCGGAGAAAGACUGUAAAAGUGCUCGAGAGGAAGAAGAGAAAAAGGCACAGGCGAGAAGAGAGGGAACUACGGCUGAACACACUAUUGUGGCCGCUGUUUCUGCUCCUAUUACGGCUGCUCAAGCUCCGAAAGCAUCGAAGUCUAAGUCUGUGGAGUCAGCAGGGACGCAGGUGCUGGUUCUGGGUCUGGAUGGAGCGGGUAAAACCAGCCUGCUGCACUGUUUGGCCACCGGGUGCCUGGAGCAGGACACGGAGCCGACGCAGGGCUUCAACGCAGUCUCCAUCAGCAGAGAGGACCUGCAAAUCGAGUUCCUAGAAAUUGGAGGUAAAGAGGAGCUCCGGCCGUACUGGCAGAAGUACAUAUCCAAGGCCCUCCUGCUGGUGUUCGUGGUCGACUCCUCCAACCCACAGCUUUUCCCUGUUGCUAAGAAGCAUUUACAUGAGGUUCUGGCUUCCGACCCCCGCCUGCCUUUAAUGAUACUGGCCCACAAACAGGACCUUCCAGGAUCCUGCAGCAUCACGGAGCUCCACGACGCUCUGUCUCUGUCCGAGGUCGGGGACCGCAAGUUGCUCCUCAUCAGCACCUAUGUGAAGAAGGGCAACGCAGAGCUCGCCUAUGGCGUCCAGGACGCUCGCGACCUGAUCAUCCAGAUGGUUUGUGACAGCAGAUGAACACACUCCGUUUGGUGGUUGUCACUUACUCCUGUGUUUUUGAUACAAAUUGAAUAGAUUAUCCGCACCUUUUCACAUCAGUGUUUUACUACACCAGGUCGGCUAAAAGUCUUUCAUUUAUUUAUGAAAAAAUUAACAAAAAUGUGUUUGUCUUUAUAUGAUAUAGGGUGACUUAUGAAACUCAUGGAUUCUGGAUAUAAUAGUGUAAAAUUUCACUGACUUGGAAAUACACUUUCCUUGUUUGACAAUGAUGUUUUUUUUUCUCCAGAUCUAGCUUUAUUUAAGCUAGUUGCCUAAAGGACACUCCUAACAACUUGGUUUUUCAACUGUUCUCUCCACCAAAGAUUUAUUUUAUUUUCAUCAUCCAGGUGGUAAUGAGUUUCACCUGUCGACCAUGGCAAACAAGCAACUCUAGAAAGCAGUUAACGCAGAUGGUACAGAAUCCCAGUGGAUUCAUUUCAGGCCAUCUGUGUAGCUGCUGGUUGCAGCUUUAUCGCCAGCGAUGAGCUAACAGUCUGCUAACUAAUUUGCCAAGUAGGCAAACACAAAUGUAAAAAGAACUGUUGGCUGUAACAACCAGUUAUUUUUCUAAUUUGUACUGUGUCAUGAUGUCUUUCAGAAAACGCAGAAUAUGGAAUACCUCGAUACUAUGACUUAAAGCUGUACUGGGCAAGAUUGUAAUGAGAAAACAAUCCCAUAAUAUCAACUUAAAGUACAAAGUGAGACACCCUUCCCUAGUGGUAAACACCGGUUACAUUCACUUAGUGAACUUUCAAAGCUUAAAGGUGUCCUGCCACACACACACAUUUCAUUACCCUGUGGUAAUGUCUGGGGUUCUACCAUGGACUCUGUGACAUUUAUUGGGGAAUAAUUUUCUUGGUUACCUUGUUUCAAGCCAUUCUAGUGUGGUAUAGAAAGCCUGCUGGAAGACUCAACUUGAUUUGUGCAAGUUCUUGUUGAUAUUCAGUGCGCUAAGCUGCUUGACUCUGAUUGGCUAAGAGCUAGCCCAUGAGAGCCUAGCUAUCAGCAUCAGUUCCUUUUCACAUUCACGACAUAACACAAAUACAUAUGGACCGAACAUAUUUCAAAAAAUUCAAGUAAAAACUGUUUUGUGUGGCAGGGCACCUGUGUUCAGGUCAGUGAUGAUAUGUGAUGUAUUUUCAUUUUUCAAUAACCUUUUUCUGCCAUUUGGGGCCGCCAACAUGCAAACUCAAUGAUUACAGCUUUAAAAAAAAAAGAGGACAUUAAACUUGUGGUACCUGUUAAAGUUUUCUGAUAUGCUGUUAAUAUUUAAACUGAUGAUAAAAAAUAAAAGCAUACUUUCCACGGGAAACCACUACUUAACACUACCCAACAACCUUCUGUGUGUUAUUGUUGGAUAACAGCUUUAAAAGGGAAUUUACUGUAUCUUGGAACAAAGAACUCUUAAAAGAAAGUAUGAACCAGACUAUUUUUCUAGGAUUCUUUUGAAUUAGCUAUUUGUUUGUGCUGUUCAAAGAGAUGUGCACAGCUGCUUGUUAAUUUGUCUUAAGGUUUAAUUUGGUGAAAUCUGUUUUAUUUCACUGUUACCUCUUGUUACUUUGGGAUGAAGGGGAACAGCAUUGUUGUGUGCAAAGCCUUCAUGUGUCCAAUUAUGAGGAACUUAAAGGGUUUCAAAGACUACUUUUUCUUUAUAAUUUCAUCAAGUUUUCCGGUUUUAUUUUUCAAAUACCAAAACAUGUCCAACAUAAAGUAUUGCGUGAACAGUUUGUCACACAUACUUUUUCCCCCCUAAAUAAAUAGUUUCCACAAAA